Messenger RNA from Scaptodrosophila lebanonensis, 1168 nucleotides. Its product is annotated as prenylated Rab acceptor protein 1. The record is from RefSeq and is a predicted model, not a curated record. The transcript is spliced from 3 exons. Lineage: Eukaryota; Metazoa; Arthropoda; Insecta; Diptera; Drosophilidae. Bases 337 to 948 code for a protein of 203 amino acids. Gene Ontology annotation, cellular component: Golgi apparatus.
AAUGUCAAACAAAUUACAGUAGGAGUAAUUUCAAAAAUUUGGUGUCUCAAUUUAAAAAUUGCCGCGUCGCACGUCUCUGCCUCUUCAUGUAACGGCUAUUCGUUGUGCACGGCUGAACAUCUCAACCUAACACGUCAGAUCUCUUGCACUCGUAGUAUUCCCACGAAAGACAACAACGACAACAAACACAAGCACGAUAAAACAUUUUCUUACGCUAGCGAGACGACUUCGGAUAGCAAGAAGCUGCACAGCUGCACUCAAGAACCUAACGCAAACAUUCACAUACCAUCUAUCUGAAGACGUCAGCGACGUGUCAUUAUCACAAAUAACGCGGCAAUGGACCCGACUAAAAUAGACAUUAGCGGCGACAUGGACUCGCAACCACCUCCAGCACGGGUAUUAUCAGGAGGUGGCCGGACCAGCAACAGGUUUUCCUUCGAUUUACAGAGCUUACCUAGACUUCAGAAUCUGCCUUCCCCUCUGGAAUUGGUACAAAUGGUGCGUGAAUCUCUUCGACCGUGGUUGGUGUUCUUCAAUGUGUCAAACUUUAAGACCGCCCCCAGCAUGCCACGUCUAAGCAAUCGUGUCUCUCGGAAUCUUACAUAUUUCCAAAGCAACUACAUAUUUGUCUUCAUUGUGUUAAUGAUAUAUUGUCUCAUUACGUCGCCAUUAAUAUUGCUAGUAUUAGCCGGCGCUGCUUAUGCUUGCCAUAAGAUUCGUACAGGCAACAGGACAAUCACAGCUGUCGGACGGGAAAUAACGCCGAAACAACAAUUAUUGAUAGUUAAUUUGACAGCGGCCCCAGUGCUGUUCUUAGUGGGUGCUGGUUCGGUACUUUUUUGGACGCUGGGCGCCUCAUGCUUUGUAAUUGCAUGUCACGCUAUAUUUUACAACAUCGAUGCAAUAGUAACGGAGGAGAACGAAGGAUUUCUGGCAGAAGUUGUCUAGAGUGCUACUCGAAUUCAUCAUCGACGAAAAUAACCUUGCAAGGAUAUUGCCAGAUAGGGGCCUUAUUAGUUUAAAAAUGCAAUAUACAUUAACAUAUUUAUACAGAAUACUUUUUAAGUAUUGACGCUGGAACGAGCUAUUCCAACUUGAAUAUGUAUACUACGAAUGAUUGACGUAAUUACAUGAAGAAAAAAAUAUAUCAAUGCAAUACACCUCCGAA